Branchiostoma belcheri (Belcher's lancelet) is the source of this 2180-nucleotide messenger RNA. RefSeq names its product long-chain specific acyl-CoA dehydrogenase, mitochondrial-like. The record is from RefSeq and is a predicted model, not a curated record. Gene Ontology annotation, cellular component: mitochondrion. The transcript is spliced from 10 exons. The coding region runs from base 16 to 1371 and encodes 451 amino acids. Gene Ontology annotation, molecular function: flavin adenine dinucleotide binding; long-chain fatty acyl-CoA dehydrogenase activity. Lineage: Eukaryota; Metazoa; Chordata; Leptocardii; Amphioxiformes; Branchiostomatidae. Gene Ontology annotation, biological process: fatty acid beta-oxidation using acyl-CoA dehydrogenase; long-chain fatty acid catabolic process; carnitine metabolic process, CoA-linked.
AAAGAGAAGUUAAAGAUGGCGGCGACGUUACGAACUGUUCUGUCCCGAGUUCUGCCCCAAAGUCGCGCUGUGGCCGCUAACCUGACGGCCGGUCCCUCCAGCCGGCUGCCUGCGGCUACCGCAACACUCCUGCACAGAUGUCGGAGUACCGGAGCGCCUGAUGAGGACGUGACCUUGGAACAGUUCCGGCCUGAAACCUCAUCUGUGCCGGCCAUGACCGACAUCGGGACACGAAGGAUCUUCUCGGAGGACCACGACAUCUUCCGGGCGAGCGUGAGGAGGUUCUGGGCAGAGGAGGUGGCACCCAAUCACACUCAGUAUGAGAAAGACGGGCAGGUGAGCCGUGAGGUGUGGCUGAAGGCAGGAGAGCAAGGCCUGCUGGGAGUGAACACUCCGGAGGAACUGGGCGGAAUCGGAGCAGACGUCUUGUACUCAGCUGUCAUGUGGGAGGAACAGAUGUACUCGAAUUGCAGCGGGCCUGGUUACGCCAUGCACUCGGACAUCGUGAUGCCUUACAUCCAGAAGUACGGGACCCCCGAGCAACACGAGAGACUGCUCCCUGACAUGGUGGCCGGCAGUAAGAUCGGCGCUCUGGCCAUGACUGAACCUGGAGCUGGAAGUGACCUGCAGGGAAUACGAACCAACGCUAAGAAGAACGGAGAUGACUGGAUCCUGAAUGGCAGCAAGGUGUUCAUCACGAACGGUUGGAUGGCUGAUGUCACCAUCGUCGUGGCGAUCACCAAUCCGCAGGCCAAGUCGGCCGCACAUGGGAUCAGCCUCUUUCUGGUGGAGGACGGGAUGGAGGGCUUCAAGAAGGGACGAAAACUGGAGAAAAUCGGGAUGAAGGCUCAGGACACAGCAGAGUUGUUCUUCGAUGAUGUCCGCCUGCCUCCCUCAGCUCUGUUAGGUCAGGAGAACCGGGGGUUUGUUUACCUCAUGCAGGAGUUACCGCAGGAGAGACUGAUCAUCGCAGACAUGGCGAUCGCUUCGUCUGAGUUCAUGUUUGAGGAGACCAGGAACUACGUCAAGGAGAGGAAGGCUUUCGGCAAGACGGUCUCAAGACUUCAGACCAUCCAACACAAGCUGGCAGAGAUAAAGACAGACAUCUGUGUGGGUCGGGCGUUUCUGGACCAGUGUCUGGAGCUACAUAACCAGGGUCGACUGGACUCCAACACUGCCUCCAUGGCCAAGUUCUGGGCCUCGGACCUACAGAACCGUGUGGCUACCCAGUGCCUACAGAUGCAUGGAGGUUGGGGCUACAUGUGGGAGUAUCCCAUCGCUAAAGCGUUCGUCGACUCUCGUGUCCAGCCCAUCUAUGGAGGAAGUAACGAGAUCAUGAAGGAACUUGUCGCUCGCAACAUCGUCAACUAGAGGUCACAAAAAACACAACAUCGUAAGCUAGGAGUCAUCUGAGGACAAUAAAAGUUCAAUAUCUUCAAGUAGAGGUCAUCUGGGGACACCUUAAACGUCCUUAACUUGGUGUCAUCUGAGGACAGCUAAAAUCUUCUACUAGAGGUCAUCUAAGGACAUCAAAAAUACAAUGCUGCAUUAGGCUUGAUUCAGGCCUAUGCCUUUUUAACCUUGUAUUGUUUGUAUUAUAUGGUUUUAUUCUUUUUAGUUUGGAAAAAGCUGGCUUUCUACCAUGCAUUUAUUUGUGUUGAAGGGAAUUUUAUGUUACAAAAAGCAGUAGCAAACUCUGCAAUAUCCUCAAUGACUGUCAUUUUUUAGGCUGUAAAAUGUCGUAUAAAUGUAUGUUUUUUUACACAUACAAUACUGUUAUGUAUUAAAAGCAAAGGUGUAAGCCUUAGUGUAAUACCGGGUAAAUGAAAAGAAUUUAUGUCUGUAAAUUUCACAUCUGUAAUAACAUUGAGGUAACAUCCCUUCAAUGUAGUAUACUAGACUAUGUAAUCGAAUGUUAAAUAUCUAUAUCAUAGUUAAAAGUGUAGUAAUUAUAUCCGUAGUUUUAUGCAAUAUAUGUAAGUACCUUGUAUUUUUCUUUUGAGAUGUGCAAGAUGCUGUAUUCUUUUAUAUAGACAAUUUUGAGACAAAAGUUCUAUGCUAACAUGUACAUGUAUUGCUUGCUGAACUUAUUAUAUUCAUGCAAACUACACCUGCUGUAAGUUCACAAAAUGUUUGUAUAUUUAUUAGAAAAGAAGAAUAAAUGGUGUUAUUUGGUUGAG